CGCCUUUAUUGGCGCGUUACUUGUUCAUUGGCGUUCAAGGUGGUCAGAUUAUGCCACACAAGUUACCCUUUCGUGUUGUGUAUGUUUCAAGUCAAGACAGUCAUUUUCCUGUCACGGAACUUAAUCACCAUUACCCAGGAACUAAGGGAUGGGUUUCGUCCCGCUUUUGUUCUUACCCACAACAGCUAAUUUUAUCUUUGGAAGCGAAAGCUAGUUUUCGCAAAAUACAGUUGCUUUGUCAUCAGUACCUAAUCGCAUCUAAAAUCGAGUUUUUUGUCGGAGAUACACCGGAUGAUGAAAUGGAACAUUUUAAAAACGCUAGGUAUACUAGUCUUGGAUAUGUGGCACCUUCGGACAAUCAGGCAACGGAAUAUAAAGUGAGGGAACUAAAGUCAGUUCAUCUGGAAGCUUCUGGCUCAUACAUUCAACUAUCUCUCCACAAAAAUUACCCAAAUAGCUUAAACGCAUAUAGUCAGGUUGGCAUUGUUGCUAUAAACGUGAUUGGUGAUUUUAUUGACAAGAAUGGACAGUCAGAUUCUGAUGAUUCGACAGUAGGUUUUUGCAGACCAGAUUAUAUACCUCUCACUGAAGAUUUAGCGUUUGAUAUGUAUCAAGAUCCCGAAGUCGCUAACGUAAUAAGAAGGUUGGAAAAACAAAAACGUGUAGCUGUUAAGGCUGAACGUUUUGACCAAGCUCAAAGUAUACGAGAUGCUAUAAUUCAACUGCACCAGGUUGGUGAACGUCUUGGUAUAUUAGCACUUGAAAAACAACAAGCUGUUGAAGAAGAGAACUAUGAACAAGCUAAAUUGAAAAAAAACCAAAUGACUGAAAUACGUACUAACAUUUAUAGAGAUAUUGAUAUAAUGAAAUUAUUAUCGAAUAAUACUUCAACAGAACAAAGUAAACAAGUUUAUGGUCGACCCAAUAAUCAGUUUCUUGAUGCGAAUGACGACCGAAACAAGAUUAGUCGAUUAUCACCAAUACGUUUUCAAAGCUUGCUAACAUCUGGUGAUCAAAAUGAUAAUCGGCAUAAUGAUAGGUCAUUGAAUGGCAAUAACAACAAUCAUCAUAAUCAAGGUGUUGAUUAUUUUCCAUUUCGUCAUGCUUAUCCUUCAACUGAUCCUGACGAACGUCCUUUGCCAGCUCUUAAAAAUAAACAUAAAAAUAAUUCAAUAGUCGGUCCACCUGACGAAGAGCAAUAUACAUCAGAAUCGACAAUUCCAGUUAUUCAUGAACACUCUUUUGAGAAUUUCAACCAUUCUGAACAUAUACCAUCACUUGACGCGAUUGAAGUCGUUCAAAGAAACAUAGAUACUCAUGAAGAUGAACAAACAAUGAAAUACUUAGAACAAGCAGCUCAUGAUCGUAUGCUGGAUGAGAGGGAAACGUCUCAACAUCGUAAUCUUAAUAUUCCCGAGCCAAUGAGCGAAACCAAUCGACGUCAGGCUAAUGUAGCUAUUGAUGUUGUAGGCAUUAACCUUGUUACAAAAGCCUAUAGCAAAUCAUGGAUUUUUCGUGAAAAAGCUCUGUUUGAAUUAGGAGAACGUGUCACUGCAUCGAAACUUCCUCCUCCUGUAACACUGCCGGAUAUGGCGAAUCCUGAUCCAAAAGCAGAAAUCCGGUCGACUACAUUUCUUUUACGUCGUGCAUUAAAUGAUCAAGUUUUGUCAAUAUUUCGUGUAGCUACAGAAUUCAUCAAACCAACAAUUGUUGAUUUUGCUGAUAGAUAUGGUAUUCCACGACCUGAUUUAUAUUAUUGUCUGGAUAAAUUAACUCCAGUAAUUUUUCAACGAACUGGUGAUACUUCAUCACGUAUUAGAGAAAUAGCUAAACGACAAAUUUUAGAUAUGGCACAAUGGCCACAGAUGAAACAAAAUACAACAUUUUGGCAUGAAUUAGUUCGACCUUUUUCUCCUGUAACAUUAGAUCGUUUAGCUUUAAGUCGAAUUGAACUAGUAACAGAGUUGUAUGCUAAUCGUGGCGUCGAUCCUGUAUUUUGUAAUGAACACGGUCAUGUCAGUCAGGGGAGUUUUACUUUAGAGGCAUUAACUUUAUUCACUGCAAAAUGCUUAGACCAUCGAUCAAACGAAGUUCGUGAGGCUGCUGAAAAUCUUAUAGUUGCUCUUUAUCGUUCCGAAGAUCGAGCUACUGUUCGUAGACUUAUACCUUUAGAUGAUAUGAAUUUCAAUCGUCAUCCUUUAUAUAGAAGGUUACUUAAAAAAUUUGAUCGGAUUGAUGGAACGUACGAUCCACCAUUGAAAAAUCGACCACCUGGAAUUAAAGCUUCGGAUAAACAAAAAGAAGUCGAAGCACUUCAGGCAGAGGUUCAACAACUUCGUGCUAUAGUCGAAAAUGGCAAUCGUAGUCAUACGACUACACACAAGCCUAAUUCACGUGUAUCACGUACUGUAGCUUCACAAAAUCAUGAUAGAAAAUCUGCUUCAAUAUUGAAAAAUAAUGAUCGUAAAUCUGCAAAUAAUCCACAACCUGCACCACCAUCUAUAUCACCAAAUCGUCAAAAUCAUUCAAUUAAUCGUCAUGGUUCACGAAUUAUAAAAAAUGGUAAUCCACAUAGAAAUUCUCCAGUUCCUAAUGUUCAAUUUGAGAUGAAUCCACAACAGCAUACUGAAGAAGCAGAAUUUUUACUUAGUUUAGAUAAAACAUGUAUAUUUUGCGGAGAACAAAAUGAUUCAUUUACAGAAGAAGGAUUAGAUAUACAUUACUGGAAAAGUUGUCCAAUGCUCCAUCGUUGCCCCAACUGUAAACAGGUAGUUGAAAUAGCUGGUUUAACAGAUCAUUUACUUAAAGAAUGUGAAGCUUGUGCACCGGGACAGUAUGUUCGUUGUACUAAAUGUUCAGAAGCUGUAUUAAAAACACAUUUAAAAAAUCAUUAUUGUGUACCUGUCAAAUUGUCAUCUGGACUACGUUGUCCACUAUGUCAUCAUGAUUUACCAAAUUUACCAGAUUCAGUUGCUCCUGGUGGUCCAGAAGAUGUUUGGAAAGCUCAUUUAUUAGGUUCAUCUAAUAGUAGUAUUCGAAUUCCUCACUGUACAGAGAAUCCAAGAAGUGUACAAAAUCAACAAAAGAAAUAUAAUGGUUAUUCCACAAAAAACACCAAUAUUUCAGAAGCUAAUAAAACAAAGAGUGGAAUACCUCGACCAUCAAAUGUAAACAAAGUUCAUCCAGUUUAAUUUAUACUUUUAUUCUUUAUAGUUUGCUUGCUUGCUUGCUUUGUUUUGUUUCGGUUUGUUUGGUACUAUUUUUUAUUUCAAAACUAAUUCAUCUUUCUAAAACAACAGUUACAACAAUAAUAUACUGUAUCAAUCUUUUUCGAAAUAAAUUUCUUCAGUCAUGUAAAAUUAUUUACUUACCUAUUAAUAUAUUCUCACUUCUUAAUAGACUUCUUGUUUAUGAAUGAAUAAACGUAGUCGUGUAAAUGUUAUUUAUUUUGUAAGAACAAAAAAAAAAUUGGUCCUCUUGUCGUCAUUUUUCAUGCUUUCUUUUUUAAUGCUAUGUCGUAAUCACAUCAAUAAUGUACUUUUGUUUGAAAAAGAAAUAUUUGUAAGAUAAUUUAUUGUGUAGAUGAAUUAUGAUAAUUCACACUACUGUUAAAUAAUCAUUAUGUA
Messenger RNA from Schistosoma turkestanicum, 3626 nucleotides. The record is from the annotation of a GenBank genome assembly. Lineage: Eukaryota; Metazoa; Platyhelminthes; Trematoda; Strigeidida; Schistosomatidae.